AUGGUGCCAUCUCUUUCAGGUCGACCCAGAUUCAAGUAUUCUCAGCGGAGGAGCCAGACCCCCUUCUUCGAACACUGCUUUGUGAAUCACGAAGGUGACGUUGAGCCCACUGUUUCAGUGCUCAAUGGGUUUGUGGCAUUCACUCGCUAUGGCGUAAAUCUUUGUGUUCGCAGAAGGCAAAACUUAGAGAGAAACCAAUGGGUCUCUGUUUUGAUUCUGUUGGAGAUUAAGCUUGUUGCAGAGAUGAAGAUUGCUUGGAUGUCAAUGGACAGAGCUCAUAAAGCUUCAACAGUUGUUUUUCACACUUUUGAUGCAUUGGAACGAGAUGUUUUGGGUGCUCUCUCAUCUAUGCUUCCGCUUGUUUAUGUCAUUGGCCCUCUCCAAUUACUUCUCAAUCAGAUACCGGAACACCCUUUGAAGCCUAUGGGAUACAGUUUAUGGAAAGAAGAAACCGAGUGUCCCCAAUGGCCAUUCUGGUCAGUGAUUUUGCCACCUGAGUUUGUGGCUGAAGCCAAGGAAAGAGGUAAGAUAGUAAGUUGGUGCCUGGAAGAGAAAGUCCUUGACCACCCAUCAGUUGGAGGAUUUUUAACACACAGCAGCUGGAACUCAACAGUUGAGAGUUUGUCUACUGGAGUGCCUAUACUCUGUUGGCCACUCUUUGGUGACCAGCAGACAAACUGUUACUUCACUUGCAACGAAAGAGGCAGUGGCAUGGAAAUCGAUAGUAAUGUCAAGAGAGAUGAGGUGGAGAAGCUUGUUACAGAAUUAAUGGAUGGGGAAAGGGGAAAGAAAGUGAAAAUUAAGGCCAUAGAGUGGAAGAAACUUGCAGAAGAAGCCACCGGUCCACAUGGUUCUUCAUCCAAAAACUUGGACAAUUUGGUGAAUCAAGUGCUCUUAAAUAACAGCUAG
This is a messenger RNA of Malus domestica (apple), 909 nucleotides long. RefSeq names its product 7-deoxyloganetin glucosyltransferase-like. The record is from RefSeq and is a predicted model, not a curated record. Lineage: Eukaryota; Viridiplantae; Streptophyta; Magnoliopsida; Rosales; Rosaceae. Gene Ontology annotation, molecular function: quercetin 3-O-glucosyltransferase activity; quercetin 7-O-glucosyltransferase activity.